Messenger RNA from Cavenderia fasciculata, 1989 nucleotides. RefSeq lists its product as uncharacterized. Bases 1 to 1989 code for a protein of 662 amino acids. The transcript has a single exon. The record is from RefSeq and is a predicted model, not a curated record. Lineage: Eukaryota; Evosea; Eumycetozoa; Acytosteliales; Cavenderiaceae.
AUGGAUUAUUUUUCUAUUGAUUUCAAUGAUAUCAAUUAUAAUACAUUUUUGGACUCUCAAUCAACACCAACAACAACGGCAGAUGAUUUCAAUGAUAUUAAUUAUAAUACAUUUUUGGACUCUCAAUCAACACCAACAACAACGGCAGAUGAUUUCAAUAUUCAAAAUUUUGUUGAUGAUAGUAUUAAUGUUAUUAAUUCUAACAAUAAUGAUAAUAAUGAUAACAAUGUUAAUCCAUUGGACUCGCAAGCCAAACCACCACCAUCAACAACAACAACAACAACGACAACGACAACAACAAUAGUCGAGAAGAUUGGACAGCCAUGUGCUACCGGACAACUAGGUGCUCACUCGGCAUCGAAACCUUUAAAACAUCCAAAAGCUUCCAAACAUUUGAAAACUUCACAACCAAGUCAACGAUGCCCUUCAACUCCAAACCAACUACUACUUGUCAACCAAAUAGAUAACAAUGUUAAUCCAUUGGACUCGCAUGCCAAACCACCACCAACCACAACAAUAGCCAGCGAGAAGAUUGGACAACCACCAGCAGGUGCUACCGGACAACUAAGUGCUCUAUUUGUAUGGAAAGCCUCGGGACACCCAAGAGCUUCCAAACGGUUGGAAACUUUACAACAGGUCAAUCCUCCUCCACAACAUGUUGUAACGAACAACAACAUCUACAACACCGACGACACUCAACAAGUACCACCCCACAACGAACAUGCGUUGGAUCAAUCAUACUCUCCAUCUGCAGCCUUUUUCGCGUUGAACGAACCAUACUCUCCACCCCGGUCUCCAGUGUCGCCACCCUCCAUCCCAACAAACUCGUCGCCUCACCAUCCAUCCCAACAAACUCCGGUCACCCCUCAGUUUAUCAACCCAUUAUUGACACAAUCAUUAUCAUUUCCAUAUCACCCACCACCACCACCACCCUCUACCUAUUUACAACAAUCACCACCCUCUCAAUCGUCGCCAGAUGGCCAACAACAACUUCCAGGCACUCCAAGCAACCUGCUACCAACACGAUCACCUCAAAGUGGAGAGAGUCAACAAAGCCAAGUAGAUGCAAUGGCCUUUGCUCCACCAUCCCCAUUCAACCAUAAUGUGAACACCCAACACCAGUCUGGUGGUGGUGGUGGUUGGACACUCUCUGUUGGCAAAAGAAAAAGAUCAUUGAAUGACUUGAAUAAUAAUAAUAAUAAUAAUAAUAAUAACAACAGUGGGGUCCACUUGCCGUCGUCUCCAUUGACCCCUUACUCGCUUGUUCCAUCCUCACCCUCUCCAUCACAACAACAAAGAGGCCAAAAAUCCAUCGUCCCCCACCACCUCCACCAGAGUCCUACAACGCUCACACUCUCCUACAAAGUAAUCAGCCACAGUAGUUACAUUCAAAUCAAAGUAGAGAUCACCAAUCGUCCAGAUAUCCUGGACGGACAACAGCAACUUGCCAAGCUUUCCUUGUUCAUGAACGAUCUGUCCGGACAACCAGUCUCUGUACAAUCAAAGAUUUUAAAAAAGGAUUUCUCUACCUACUAUUUCAAAAUUGGCAUACCAGAGGUGCAAGUCAAAGAAUUGGGGGCACAACUAUUCGUUGGCGACAUGGAACUAGCAGGUGUAUGCAAGCAAGUCAAUGAGAGAAUGGUACCUAGCCCCAACGUUUCUAUUCCUCGGCUAUACAUUGAUGGCUACGACUUCAAAGACGAUAAGGGACGCACAAACAAAUACGUGUUGGUGCUUGACCCUCCAGCCCAUGUCAGCUCUAUCAUGGCCUUUGAUAAGGACGAAGUUGUUGUUGUUUCGAUUGAAUACCCGCGACCACCGGGUCUAGUGCCAGAGGACGACAAUGUCACUCGCAAACACAUUGGCAUUGAUCGCGACGGUACCCUAAUCUCAAGAGUAGACUUUUGUGCAAAGCCCAGAGGACUCCGCUUUGAGGUGACCACCACUGACAAACAAGUAUUCCACGUACCCUCGGCUUCCAGAAUAUAA